Molecule: messenger RNA, 2178 nt
Organism: Capsella rubella
Lineage: Eukaryota; Viridiplantae; Streptophyta; Magnoliopsida; Brassicales; Brassicaceae
Product: ABSCISIC ACID-INSENSITIVE 5-like protein 6
Exons: 5
Coding region: 597-1937 (446 amino acids)
Biological process (GO): positive regulation of DNA-templated transcription
Cellular component (GO): nucleus
Molecular function (GO): DNA-binding transcription factor activity
Source: RefSeq, a predicted model, not a curated record
CUGAGCUGCUUGAUUUUUAUUCAAAUUAAAAAAAAAAAUCCUUUUUUUUUUGAUUGAUUUUUCCUUGUUAUGAAUCGGUUUUGUUGUCUAUUACUGAUUGGUUUGCUGCUCUGAUUCAUUGAUUCGAUGAGUAUCAUGAAUUUUCCCGCCGAAUAUAAGCAUAUGAUUGGGUGUUUUGGAGAUUUGUUUCCUGUUUUUGGAGAUUCUUUACCCUUUUCAGUUUUCUCUGUUUACUUACAUCAUUCUACUUUAUCUCUUAGCUUGUUCUUAUCUUCGUCUCUCUCUAUUUGAACUCUUCUCUAGGGUUUUAUAUAAACUGUUAAUACGGGAUCUAACUAUCUUCGAAUUCGAGUUGAUUAAAAAUCCGAUCUUGUUUCACGGUAAAAUAUCUCGUGGGUCUCUUUUGGAUUCGGAUGUUACUACUGCUGUUUUUACUAAUUUUUGGUUUUCUAUAAGUCAUAAAGUUCUGUUUUUUAGCUUCUUCUCUGCUAAAUUCAACAGUUUUACUAAUAUAUGAAUGAUUAAACCAUAACCUGUGCUUGUUUGUUUUUACUUGAAGGGAAAAAAUCCAGAAGCUUUGAUUUGAGAAGAAGGUGAUGGGGUCCCGAACUGACUUCAAGAACUUUGUUGAUGGUCUGACUGAUGAAGCUGCAAUUCACCCAAAGCAGCCAAUGAUUGGGACUACUCUUCCAUUGACGAGACAGAACUCGGUGUUCUCCUUAACCUUUGAUGAGUUUCAGAACUCAUGGGGUGGUGGAAUUGGCAAGGAUUUUGGGUCCAUGAACAUGGAUGAGCUCUUGAAGAACAUAUGGACUGCAGAGGAAAGCCACUCAAUGAUGGGGAACAACGCCAGUUUCAACAACAUCAACAAUGGGAACGCUCUUAUCAACAACAAUGGCGGUUUAUCUGUUGGUGUGGGUGGAGAAACUGGUGGUGGUUUUCUCACUGGUGGGAGUUUGCAGAGACAAGGCUCACUUACUUUGCCUCGUAUCAUCAGUCAGAAAACGGUUGAUGAUGUCUGGAAGGAGCUGAUGAAGGAGGAUGACGUUGGAAAUGUUGUUGGUAAUGGUGGGACAAGCGGAAUUCCCCAGAGACAACAAACGCUGGGAGAGAUGACUUUGGAGGAGUUUUUGCUCAGGGCCGGCGUGGUUAGGGAAGAACCUCAACCGGUGGAGAGUGUAAAUAACUUCAAUGCCGGUUUUUACGGAUUUGGCAAUAAUGCAGGUCUCGGGACAGCUCGUAAUGGGAUUGUUGCUAACCAGCCUCAUGAUCUUGCUGGCAAUGGAGCAGUGGUGAGACCGGAUCUGCUGACAACUCAAACUCAGCCACUACAGAUGCAGCAGCCACAGAAGGUGCACCAGCCGCAACAACUGAUACAGAAGCAGGAGAGGCCUUUUCCCAAACAGACCACUAUCGCGUUUUCCAACACUGUUGAGGCUGUUAAUCAUUCUCAACCUGCAACACAGGAAGUGAAGCCUUCAAUUCUUGGAAUGCGGGACCAUCAUAUGAACAACAAUCUACUGCAAGCUGUUGAUUUUAAAACCGGGGUUACAGUUGCAGCAGUAUCUCCUGGAAGCCAGAUGUCACCUGAUCUGACUCCAAAGAGCGCCCUGGAUGCAUCUUUGUCGCCUGCUCCUUACAUGUUUGGUCGAGUAAGAAAAACGGGUGCAGUUCUGGAGAAGGUAAUUGAGAGAAGGCAAAAAAGGAUGAUAAAGAAUAGGGAAUCAGCUGCAAGAUCCCGCGCUCGCAAGCAAGCUUAUACGAUGGAGUUGGAAGCAGAAAUUGCGCAACUCAAAGAGUUGAAUGAAGAGUUGCAGAAGAAACAAGUUGAAAUCAUGGAAAAGCAGAAAAAUCAGCUUCUGGAGCCACUGCGCCAGCCAUGGGGAAUGGGAUGCAAAAGGCAAUGCUUGCGAAGGACAUUGACGGGUCCCUGGUAGAGUUUAUAAUAUUGUCCAAGGAACUCAACAAAGCGCAGAAGCUAUAGAACAACAGAGAAAAUAGAAAGCUAGCUUUGUAUGUAGUUUAGGCAUUUCUAUGGGUGGUUGUAAAUCGUGAAAUGUGGCCGGUUUGACAGAGAUAGAUCAACACUUUUUAUUCUGUUUUUCUGAAGCAUCUUUUGGUUUUAUCGUCCUGAUGUAACAGAUCUUGAUCAGUGUCUAGAACAUCUUUGUGACUUAA